AUGCGCGCGAACGUGUGCGCUCGACCGAGCGCGCUGACGACGCAAAACGCUCCGAACGCGCACAAGUCCAGAGGCUUCCUCCAAGUCGUCGGCGCGGCGACCAAGGAAAAGAAGAACCGAGACCUCGAGCGACUUCGCACCUUGGCGAACGCCGAGGAGACUUUCCUCGUCGCCGGGUUCAACUACAAGGGGUUGACGGUUAAGGAUAUGAUUGCUUUCCGACGCGCGAUGCCGGAGGGUGCGCACAUCAUGAUCGCCAAGAACACGCUCUUGCGCAAGGCGGUCGAGGGGACCGCGUUCGAGCCCAUCACGGAGGCGUCGACGGGCAUGAACGCGUGGGUCUUCGUCGAUGAGAACGUCGCGCCGACCAUGAAGGCCGUGAAAACGCUCACGAAGGCUUGGAAGAAGGAUGGCAAGGAGGUUGCCUUCACGGGUGCGUGCAUGGAUGGUCAGUUCAUUGCCGCAAACAAGAUGGAGCCCCUCGAGAGCUUGCCGACGAAGCUCGACCUCAUCACCCAGAUUGCGGUGGGCAUCAAGCAAGUGCCCACCAAGCUCGCGCGCGGUACCAAGGGCACCGCGAGCAAGCUUGGCUACGCGGCGCGGGCGAUCGCCGACGGCGAGAGCUCCAUCAUCUCUGCGUAA
Ostreococcus tauri is the source of this 642-nucleotide messenger RNA. Its product is annotated as Ribosomal protein L10/acidic P0. Lineage: Eukaryota; Viridiplantae; Chlorophyta; Mamiellophyceae; Mamiellales; Bathycoccaceae. Gene Ontology annotation, biological process: translation. The record is from RefSeq and is a predicted model, not a curated record. The transcript has 2 exons. Gene Ontology annotation, molecular function: structural constituent of ribosome. Bases 1 to 642 code for a protein of 213 amino acids. Gene Ontology annotation, cellular component: large ribosomal subunit.